This is a messenger RNA of Sesamum indicum (sesame), 465 nucleotides long. It is a transcript of the gene TOM6, whose product is annotated as translocase of the outer mitochondrial membrane 6. NCBI's taxonomy places the organism in Eukaryota, Viridiplantae, Streptophyta, Magnoliopsida, Lamiales, Pedaliaceae. Gene Ontology annotation, cellular component: mitochondrial outer membrane translocase complex. The record is from RefSeq and is a predicted model, not a curated record.
GAAACGAGGGGUUAGGGUUUAUCAAGGUCGACGGAAGAGGAACGUAGAGCAACACGACUGUCGAAAAUGUUUCCCGGAUUAUUUAUGCGCAAGCCGGACAAAGCGGCUGCGAUCAAGCAGCUCAAGAGCCACGUCGCUAUGUUUGGUGUAUGGGUCGCCGUCGUUCGCGUCACUCCUUAUCUCCUCCAUUACUUCUCCGAUCAAAAUGAAGAACUCAAGCUCGACCUCUGAUUCUUCCCCACCGCGGUUGUUUUUUUUUUUAAUUUUUCUCUGUAAGCAGAAACUUUUCCGGAAUCAAUUUAUUCGAGCUGUUAUAAUGUGUGCGUGAAUUUCCGUGCGGAAUUUGCGUAGCAUCUUUUAAAAAUUUUAGCAUUAAGGUUCUCUUUGGUCAACCUUUUGCUUGUUGAAAAGUUUAAUAUUUUGCAUUUUUUUCCGUCUUAAUGAGCUGGAGUUACAUUUGCAAGA